ACUUCCGGUGAAACGGGAAUUCCUUUUUUUCAAGUUACGAGCUGUAACGCCGGAGGAGUGAGAUGUUGUUUUAAAAUAUUUUAGUUCAUCAGUAUUGGUGUAUUUUAAACAGCUGUAUAGUGUAUUCAGAGAAUCGGAAAUGUCUCGGGUUCCUGUGGGAAAGGUCCUGCUGCGGAAUGUCAUCCGCCACACAGACGCUCAUAACAAGAUUCAAGAGGAGUCUGAGAUGUGGAAAAUGAGGGAGAUGGAGAAGCAAACGCCAGUGAUCCAGCAGAAACGGCAGCCAACAAAACUCGCUCCUGAUUUUGGCAGGUUUGCCUCCUUUUGUAGCGCGACAAUGUGUAAGAUGCGCUCUGACAGUUUUCAUGAAGAGACCCACAGUGAGAGAAGGGGAGCCCCAGCAGGUCACACCUCUGAGCAGGACCGCAGGGAGGCCAAACACUGGACCAAGAAACUCUAUGACUUUGAGGCCGGCGACCCCAACAGGUGGGGGCACAGUGGAUUCAGGGAGCUCUAUCCUGAGGAGUUUCACACACACAGCGACAGCUCGAACAGUGAUGAGAAAAACGACAGAAAGAAAAAGAAAACAUUGCAGCGUUCAAAAACAUUGCAGCAACACACCGGGAAGCGCAAACGAUCCAAGAAAUCAAAUAAGAAACAGAAAAAGCAAUCCAGCAAAAAACGGAAAAGAAAGAAGGGAGAGGACAGCAACUCACCCAGCGACCAGACAAGCUCAGACGAGAGUGACGGAGAAAAGAGGAGAGCCAGGAGGAAACGGAAAAGAACCAAGAAAAAGAAAUCAUCCGAGGGCAAGGAGGAGUCAUCCGAGGACAGCGAUUCAGACACCAGCAGCUCAUCGGAGAGCGAGCCCAGGGACGAGAGAAAGAAACGAAAGAGAAAGCGCCGGAGAGGAGAGAGUGAACAAGGAAGUGAUGGCAGGAAAAGCAAGCAUAAGAACUGGAAGCUAACCACAGAGGAGGAUGAACACAGCUAAGAACUGGAAACUAACCACAGAGGAGGACACCUCACAGGAGAGCUCUGAACACAGCUAAGAACAGGAAACUAACCACAGAGGAGGACACCUCACAGGAGAGCUCUGAACACAGCUAAGAACAGGAAACUAACCACAGAGGAGGACACCUCACAGGAGAGCUCUGAACACAGCUAAGAACAGGAAACUAACCACAGAGGAGGACACCUCACAGGA
Molecule: messenger RNA, 1207 nt
Organism: Acipenser ruthenus (sterlet)
Lineage: Eukaryota; Metazoa; Chordata; Actinopteri; Acipenseriformes; Acipenseridae
Exons: 6
Coding region: 140-994 (284 amino acids)
Source: RefSeq, a predicted model, not a curated record